Megalobrama amblycephala (Wuchang bream) is the source of this 4090-nucleotide messenger RNA. It is a transcript of the gene pde1cb, whose product is annotated as phosphodiesterase 1C, calmodulin-dependent b. Lineage: Eukaryota; Metazoa; Chordata; Actinopteri; Cypriniformes; Xenocyprididae. Gene Ontology annotation, molecular function: 3',5'-cyclic-nucleotide phosphodiesterase activity. Gene Ontology annotation, biological process: signal transduction. Bases 919 to 2772 code for a protein of 617 amino acids. The transcript has 17 exons. The record is from RefSeq and is a predicted model, not a curated record.
CUAUAAAUAAUGAUCUGUGGCUAUUUUGAGCUGAAACUUCAGACACAUUCUAGAGACACCAGAGAGUUAUGUUACACUUUGUUAAAAGUGGCAUAAUAGGUCCCCUUUAAGCAAAAAACUAAAACUAGAUACAAACAAGAAUUUUUGAAAUAUUCUUUAAGUAAAUAUGCAAGACGAACAUCUUUGACCAUUGCAACGUCUUGAUUUUUUUUUUUAGUAUCUCAAACCAUAAGCACCACAAGUAAAGUAAAACUAGAAAUAAAUGACACAUUUUCUUAUUUAAGAGUGUAUACAUUUAUGUGUACUAGUUUAUUUCAGCUCAUUAAGUCUUGGAAGAAUUUGAAUGAUAUCUUGGUGAAUCUGAGCACAUUGAGACCUCUUCUGACACUUUGGAGACGUAUGUGAGAUCACUAGGUUUUUUUCUCUCAGCAGACUCAAACAAAUGCUUCCGUUUAAUCUCAUUGCUGCCUAGGAGAAACAAUUGAGAUAUUAAAGAGAUGUUAUUUGUGAUUUGUCCUAUGGGAAGAGACCUAGUUUGUCAUUAUUGAUCAUACUGUCAUCACCGCUGGAGGCUUCAGCCACGCUCAACUCCUCCCACCAACACUCGUGUCGUGAAAUCAGGAGUCUGGGUUAAUCUGAACUGCGCUGUAUUUUUGAGAGAGUGUGUGAGAGAGAGAGAGAGAGAGAGAGAGCGAGAGAGAGAGAGAGAGAGAGAGAGAGCGAGCGAGCGUACUGCAGUACCGUCACACACUCCUUGUGCUCAGACCCGGAGUUGAGCACAAGGGACAGGAAGAGGAGGAGGAGGCGAGAACAGGGUUUGAUGACUGCAGCGUCCCGACCACAGCUCAUCUGAAGAGGGGAAUCUGUCUCUCCUCUGCUCCAGCUCUGGGAUUAAGUUUUUUUUCUUGUCUUGACAUCAUGGAGUCUCCCACCAGAGAGAUCGAGGAGUUUGAAAGCACGUCGCUCAAGUACCUACAGCCCGACCAGAUUGAGAAAAUCUGGCUCCGACUGCGGGGACUGAGAAAGUACAAGAAAACAUCACAGAGAUUACGAUGUUUGAUAAAACAGUUGGAGAGGGGAGAGGCGUCUCUCGUAGACCUAAAGAAAAACCUGGAAUAUGCUGCCACUGUUUUAGAAUCAGUCUAUAUUGAGGAAACAAGGCGAUUGGUCGAUACCGAGGAUGAGCUCAGCGAUAUCCAAUCUGAUUCUGUGCCAUCAGAAGUGCGUGAUUGGCUGGCCUCCACCUUCACGCGGCAGAUGGGGCUGAUGCUGCGACGGACGGAAGAGAAGCCGCGAUUCCGCAGCAUCGUACACGCGGUGCAGGCUGGGAUAUUUGUGGAGAGAAUGUACCGUCGAACCUCUAACAUGGUGGGACUGAGUUACCCUCCCUCUGUCAUAGCAGUGCUUAAGAAUGUGGAUAAGUGGUCUUUUGAUGUAUUUGCUCUGAACGAGUCGAGCGGUGACCACGCACUCAAAUUCAUCUUCUAUGACCUUCUCACCCGCUACGACCUCAUCAGCCGCUUCAAGAUCCCUGUCUCAGCGCUGGUUUCAUUUGUGGAGGCUCUGGAAGUGGGUUACAGCAAACAUAAAAACCCCUACCAUAACCUGAUACACGCAGCUGACGUCACACAGACGGUACACUACCUGCUUCUGAAGACGGGAAUGGUGCACUGGCUGACUGAGUUGGAGAUUUUUGCGAUGCUUUUCGCUGCUGCUGUCCACGACUACGAACACACCGGGACCACAAACAACUUCCACAUCCAGACCAGGUCGGACACAGCCAUCCUGUACAACGACCGCUCUGUGCUGGAGAGUCAUCACGUCAGCGCGGCGUAUCGACUGCUUCAGGACGACGACGAGAUGAACAUCCUUUACAACCUCUCCAAAGAUGACUGGAGAGAGCUCAGGGCGCUCGUGGUCGAGAUGGUUCUGGCCACUGACAUGUCCUGCCACUUCCAGCAGGUCAAAGCCAUGAAGAAUUUCCUCCAGCAGCCUGAGGGAAUUGACAAACCCAAGGCUCUGUCUCUGCUGUUACACACGGCUGACAUCAGUCAUCCAGCCAAGAACUGGGAUCUACACCAUCGCUGGACUACGUCACUGCUGGAGGAGUUUUUCAGACAGGGUGAUAAGGAGGCAGAGCUUGGUCUACCUUUCUCACCUCUGUGUGACCGUAAAUCCACGAUGGUGGCCCAAUCCCAGAUCGGUUUCAUUGACUUUAUCGUUGUUCCAACGUUUACGGUUCUGACGGACAUGACUGAAAAGAUUGUCACGCCGCUCAUUGAAGAGGCCACAAGUUCAGGCCUGGCUGGAUUUCGCAGCAGUAUUACUGCCGGAGAUGUGAAGAGGGGCAGCGUGAACAGCUCUGGUUCUGAUGGCAGCGCAUCCCAUAACUGCUCGCUGCUCACUGUGGACCUGAACAACUUCAAGGCCAUCUGGAAUGAGGAGGUUUUUCUGAACAGAGAGCGGUGGAAGACGCAGGCAGAUAAAGAGACGGAGGAGAAGGCCAGACGAGAGCUGGAGGAACAGCAGGAGGCAACGGCAGAAAAUCAGGAGCAAAAAAAAGACCCAGAGCUGUCGGGACCAAAGAAAGACAGGGUGGGAGAAGACAACCCGGAGCCUGGGGGGGUAAAUGGACCCCCGGAAGAAAGUCCCCAUGACAGAUCAAAAAAAGAAGGGGAACACCGUAAAUUACAGAACGGAGAAGUGUCUGAAGAGGCAGAAUCACCAGCAGAUGAAGAUACGAGAACGCUCAGUGAAACUGCGAAUGCCUAGAGUGAUUUCCAGUGGCGUCAUGCGGUUCAGUGUCAGACACAGAGCGGUGAACUUGCCAUCGGUUCUGAAGGUCAACGGCGCCCUCUAGAGGACACGGCUAAUGCUUACAUCACAUUUUGUGUGGCCUCUAUCCCCUCCAAAGCCUUUGCUGCGAUUAUCUCCAGACUUUCAUAAGACUGAUCUCUCUGAACGAUGAAGGACGAGGGACAACAGCUGCUUUUGUCCGGCAGAUCUCAUUUCCCUCCCAAACCUUUAGAGUGCAAUGGGUGCACCUGCUAAGAAAAGCAUGCAACAGCUGAAACUAUAGUACAUAAGAAUUCUUAUUAAAACCUCCUUCAUUUGUAAUUACACACACACACAAAUGCUUUUUAUGUCUUUAUGCAUUCGAACAGCCUUGCAGUCGGAUGACUUGCCAUGUGUCUGUGAUUUAUAUCUAUAUAUAUAUGUAAUAAGCGGCCUGCGUUAAACUGUAAACAACUAAUCUUAGCAGUUGCACCCGUGAUCAACAUUCGCCCAGAUCUGCUUUUGCGGCAAAAUGACAUUGUGUUCGGUUAUUUUAAACACGCUUUACUCAAAAUGGACUGAUUCGUUUCAGCAAACGUGCUCUGAUGCAACGUCUGCCUCCGACUCGCAUUUGUUCGCAAUGCCUCAUCGGCUAAUAGAGGUCGCGUAUAUGAAACCUUGAAUGUCUAUAUGUAUUAUUAUUGUAAAUGACUGUCAGCAUUUAGAUCAGAGCUUUUAUAAUUGAGAAAAGCCGUACGAAGUGGCAGUAUUUCUUAUUCGAGCACGUCUGUGUGCAGCUGUGGAGUAGAAAACGCCUGAUUCAACCUAAGAUUUUUCCCUCUCUCGCUUACCUUCAGAUGCCUUUCUUCAUGUAGUCUUUCUGAAAGCGAACCGAACUGAAACAUCUUCUACAGGAAACGCUCAUGCACAAACUAGCAGUCACCAUAGACGAUGUAAGUCUUAUAACUGAACGUAGUAGUGUGUAAGUCAUAACCAUAUCACUGUGCUCGCUCUGCAAUACCUAGAUAUUUGCCGUACGUCAUUUUUACUGAUGUCCUGGGGGUUUCGUGACAAGCGUUUCUCUGUUUUUUUUGAGCAGGUAUUCUCAUAAAACCCGUGGAGAACAUGUCCUACACAUUUCACCCAUGUUUAGUCUUAAAGGUGAUUCUGUGGAAGGUGUGUGGAUCUGAUCCUCAUUAGAUGGUCAACAGUGACUGAGAUAUAAUAAUCACAAUAUAUAAAUCAGCAUAAAUUAAAGGGUUAGUUCAUCCAAAAAUGAAAAUUCUGUCAUUAAUUACUCACCCUCAUGUCGUUC